Messenger RNA from Canis lupus familiaris (dog), 3210 nucleotides. It is a transcript of the gene ASPHD2, whose product is annotated as aspartate beta-hydroxylase domain containing 2. The transcript is spliced from 6 exons. The record is from RefSeq and is a predicted model, not a curated record. NCBI's taxonomy places the organism in Eukaryota, Metazoa, Chordata, Mammalia, Carnivora, Canidae. The coding region runs from base 344 to 1453 and encodes 369 amino acids.
GGAGUCCUUAGAUCAGAGACCAGCAUCACAUUUCAGCCAUGAACCUUUAAAUCCACCUCUGGGCUCAGGGGCCUCCCAGUGUCUUUUGGCUAAAAGUAACUGGCAGCUCUGCAAGUCUGGGGACAAACAAAAAUCACUUCAGGUUUGAAAAUCAUUUCACGGUGACCGACCCCCCCCUUGCUGGCGUGACAGAGGCUCCUCCCACCCUACCUGCGGUGACUUCUGCCGGGAGCAGAGUGGUGGGCCAGACGUUGGUCAAUGCCACCCUCGGCGGGAUCCGAGGAACAGCGGCAGCCAUGCCUCCCCCUGCCCCAGCCUCCCCUUCCCCCCCACGUUGAGCUACAUGGUGUGGGUGCUCUUGGGACCCCCAAGGAGUGACUGUCUGCCCUUGCUUCGCACCCCCAACAGCAACUCCCUCAAGAUGUCGCUUGAGUGGCUGGUGGCCUGGAGCUGGUCGCUGGACGGCCUGAGGGACUGCAUCGCCACGGGCAUCCAGUCGGUGCGGGACUGUGACACCACCGCUGUGGUCACCGUGGCCUGCCUGCUGGUCCUGUUCGUGUGGUACUGCUACCACGUGGGCCGGGAGCAGCCCCGGCCCUACGCGUCCGUCAACGCCCUGAUGCAGGGUGCAGACGCCAACGGGCUGCAGAACGGGUUCGUAUACUGCCAGUCCCCCGAGUGCGUGCGCUGUGCCCACAACGAGGGCCUCAACCAGAAGCUCUACCACAACCUGCAGGAGUACGCCAAGCGGUACUCCUGGUCCGGCAUGGGCCGCAUCCACAAGGGCAUCCGCGAGCAGGGCCGCUACCUCAACAGCCGGCCCUCCAUCCAGAAGCCCGAGGUCUUCUUCCUGCCUGACCUCCCCACCACGCCCUACUUCUCCCGAGAUGCCCAGAAGCAUGACGUGGAACUGCUGGAACGGAACUUCCAGACCAUCCUGUGCGAGUUUGAGACCCUCUACAAAGCGUUCUCAAACUGCAGCCUCCCGCAAGGAUGGAAAAUGAACAGCACCCCCAGUGGGGAGUGGGUCACCUUUUACUUGGUCAAUCAGGGGGUUUGCGUUCCCAGGAACUGCAGGAAGUGCCCACGGACGUACCGCUUGCUUGGAAGCCUUCGGACCUGUAUUGGGAACAAUGUUUUUGGGAACGCAUGCAUCUCCGUACUGAGCCCUGGGACUGUGAUAACGGAGCACUACGGGCCCACCAACAUCCGCAUCCGAUGCCAUUUAGGUCUCAAAACUCCAGGUGGCUGCGAGCUGGUGGUAGGGGGAGAGCCCCAGUGUUGGGCAGAAGGACGCUGCCUCCUCUUUGAUGACUCUUUCCUGCACACUGCAUUCCAUGAAGGUUCCGCAGAGGAUGGCCCACGGGUGGUUUUCAUGGUGGAUUUGUGGCAUCCCAAUGUGGCAGCAGCCGAACGCCAGGCCCUGGAUUUCAUCUUUGCUCCGGGACGAUGAGAACGUUUCCCGUGCUGGAGUCGGCGACCUUGGCCACGGGUCAGCCUGGACAACCUGGGGUACAGUCCAGCCCCCACCCGUGCCGUGAUUCCAUGCUCAGAAACCUGCCUCAACAGAAAGUUCUUAUCUGGGGUUUUGAGAUCACGUUGGGUCCCUCCUUCCUUUGGUUGUUGUAAAUGGGAAAUUUUCAGCUUGUAUCUCCUUAGAUUUUUGUUGUUGUUGUUCCUUCCAGUCAUUUGCUUCUGCGAUUCCUUUCUGCCUAAUAGCGCAUUCCUUUGCUCUGUGACCAGAGGCUUGGUCCCUGUCGUCUGCGCUGUCUUGCUACCUGGUUUUUUCAGUGCUCUGAAAUAGAGUAACCAAAUGGUUGUCUGAAUGUAAUCAUGUAAAACUCCUUGUGGUCAUCAUAAAGAACAACAAAUGAAACAAAACAAAAAACUGCAAACCAGAGAGCUAGAGCCCUUGGCCUCUGUUGCUGUCAUGGUCACACAGGGGACCCGCCAGCCCACCCACCUCCCCCAUGGCAGGGGGAGAGUCUGCAAUCCCCACACCCAGCCGGCGUCAGGGGCAGUGCACACGGCUGGGCCUGAGCAGACUUGUCACCAUCGCUCACCUCACUCCGAACCCCAUCAGGUCCCUGAUGGUGGGGAGCAUUUGGCUGGUGGGACUGGAGCCUUCUCUGUAAACACUGCUCUCCUUCCAAGCUGAGUCUGGUGUCCUCGAGAGCCAAGUCAGGGCUCCCACGGAUCAGCUGCAGAACGUGUGAUCCACUUACCUCACUGCCUACAGAAGCCCUACUGCCAAACCGGGCCCGGAAAAUUCUCCGUGCAGCUGUUUUGAGUCCACGGUGAUGAACGUUGAGACCAGCAGGUUGGCUGCUAGGAACUGUGGUGUGGUGAGACCGCGCUCAUCCGGUGACAUUCCAGAAACACCUUCCUCUGGCAAAACUGGAAUCGUAGAUCUGACCAAAAAAGUGUCUGUUUUGCUUUGGAGUUCUGUUGCCUAUGAUUUUCCAUUUAUCUGUCUGUACAUAAAUGUUCGAGUGCUGGACUCAGAGAUAGUGGAGGUGUCCGCCCCGUGUGUCUUUGUCAUUGCAUAGGGUUGCAUGCCGGGAUGACAGUGACCUAAGCCAGUGGGUGUGAGAGAGGCCUUUGUGAAGACCUACAAACCCAAAAGACCUGCGUGGCAGUGCUGGCCUUUUGGUCUCCUGUGAAGGACACGGCCAGUUAGAGGCACUGAUUCUAGAAACACUCGCCUGUGAGCUGAGGUGUGCAAGAAUAGCCUUCCAGCUGUCUUAAAGUUGCCUUUUUUUGAAUAAUGUGUCACAGGCAGUGUCCAGUUUAUAAAGCCAUGGAGUGGUGUGGGAUAUACAGCUUGUCACAUACACAGGUCUCAUAUUUGUCCGAAUGGAAACCAGAAGCUUCUGGGAGGAACAGCUAUCGGAAGUGACCAUGAUCCACAAUGCACUAGGCAGUUACUGGCAAGUGAGCAAAGAAAAACCUGUCUCCAUUUGAGUAAAAUUUCUACACAGAUGUUUUUUUCCGUGAUCAGAAUGCAGGACAGGGCAGCAAUUUCAAACACACCUGAAAUCUUUUUACUCAUUAAGUAUCUUGUUCCGGAAUCACCGAGGUGCAUGAUUUCUAUACAUACUGACUGCUCUCCGUUUACAAAGCCCGCAGCCCACACAGGUACGCGGCUACCUGAGCUCAUGUGCCGUGCUUGGGGAACAGGAGAUAAAUAAAGGACCUUGCUGAAAACCA